Orcinus orca (killer whale) is the source of this 1193-nucleotide messenger RNA. RefSeq lists its product as uncharacterized. Gene Ontology annotation, biological process: proteolysis. Gene Ontology annotation, molecular function: aspartic-type endopeptidase activity. NCBI's taxonomy places the organism in Eukaryota, Metazoa, Chordata, Mammalia, Artiodactyla, Delphinidae. The transcript has a single exon. The record is from RefSeq and is a predicted model, not a curated record. The coding region runs from base 108 to 1193 and encodes 361 amino acids.
CGCUACAGGUAGCAGGUAAGUCCAUCUCAUUUCUGGUGGACACGGGGGCUACCUAUUCGGUCCUGCCUACUUAUUCCGGGCCAGUUUCUCCUUCCCAGAUCUCGGUCAUGGGUAUUGAUGGCAAACCAUCCUUCCCACUCCAGACAGGUCCACUCCCAUGUCAUAUCGAAGGACUCCCUUUUACUCAUUCUUUCUUACUCAUACCAUCCUGCCCAGUUCCCUUGCUAGGCCGAGAUGUCCUUUUCCACUUAGGGGCCUCCCUCCAGCUGGUUAGACUUGACCCUAAGGUCCCCUCCUCCCAACUCCUGCUUCCUCUUCUUGGCCUGUCUCUAGAACCCUCCCCCUCCUAUCCCCCUCUUCCAAUCACACCAAACCCAAUCAAUCCCCAAGUCUGGGAUACUUCUAAGCCCAUAAUAGCAACACACCAUUCCCCCGUUCUCAUCCACCUAAAGAACCCCUCCAAAUUUCCAUCAAGGCCCCAAUUUCCCAUCUCUGAGACUCAACUUAGGGGCCUACAACCUAUUAUCACCAGACUCCUAAACCAGGGACUCCUUAUCCCCACUGACUCUCCCUGCAACACCCCCAUCCUGCCUGUCCGCAAGGCCUCUGGGGAUUAUCGCCUGGUCCAGGACCUCCGACUAAUCAAUGAGGCCAUAAUUCCUCUCCACCCAGUAGUCUGGAUCCCUAACUUUGCUCUCUUCGCUAAACCCUUAUAUCUAGCCGCUAAAGAAACCCCUCAAGGACCCCUCACCUCUCCUUCCGCCGUUCGACAGGCCUUUCUCACCCUCCAUAACGCUCUGAUAUCUUCUUCUCCCCUUUCUCUGCCCAAUCCAAACCGACCUUUUCACCUUUUUGUGGAUGAACGGGCCAGAAUAGCCACUGGACUCCUUGCCCAGCCUGUAGGGCCUUCCUACUGCCCCGUGGCUUACCUCUCCAAACAGCUAGACCCAACCAUUCGGGGAUGGCAACCAUGCCUUCGGGCCCUAGCAGCGGCAGCCGAACUGACCAAACAAACACUCAAACUGCCUCUGGCCCACCCACUAACCGUGUUUUCCUCCCACCGGCUGGUCGACCUUCUAGGCCACAAGUCUCUCUCCCUCCUGGGCCCCUCCCACAUCCAGGAGUUCCACCUACUCUUCAUUGAAAACCCUGCUAUCUCCCUCGACCUCCCCCCCACCCCCCGCCCUGCCUAA